AUGUUAAAACAAAGGAUCAUAAAAGCACCAAGAUGUUUUAUAUCUAAGUGUUCGUUUUCUACUGGGAAUAGUAACUACGAUUUAAAAUUGCAUAGUGCAAGAGAAGAUAUCAAUUCUCUCUUAGAAGUUCACGAUAGGUCAUCCUAUAUCUUAGCACAAUACAUACCAGAGCCAGCUCGGGAUGCAUUUCUCGCUAUACGUGCUUUCAACCUUGAAAUUAAUAAAAUCAGUGAUGGUGGCAAUAAUCCGAAUUCGGUUUCUUCAAAAGCGUCUAAUCAACUAUCAGGUUCCAUGGGUAUAUCAACAUCAGAUAUAAAGUUCAAAUUCUGGAGUGAUUUAUUAUCAAGAGUCUUUACUGAUCCAAUGUCUGAUAAAAACCUUGGUGAACCAAUUGCCAUAUUGAUUAGAGACUCGUUAAGAAAUGACCUUAAUUUGGACUUAUCAUAUUUCCAUCAAUUUUUGCAAACAAGAAAACAUUUCUUACAGACAAAAAGUUUCCAGACAGUAAAUGACAUUUGUUCAUAUGGAGAAGGAACUUAUUCCCAAUUAAACUAUUUAACACAAGGUUUACUUUUGUCCCCAUCUAUUUCUCCCUCUGCAAUUAGUUUGUUGGAGCACUCCACGUCGCUACAAUCAAAGGUUAGCGAUAUAUCUGCGCAUAUUGGGCAAGCUACUGCUAUAGGUUCCAUGAUAUUGGGCUUGAAAUAUUAUGCAUCAACCCGGAACCAAGUGACUUUGCCAAUCGAUCUCAUGACGAAGUUUGAUUUGUCGCAAGAAUCUGUUCUUAGGCUCACUCAAGGACACCUAAAAAAUGAAAAUGAUAUAAGAGAUGUACGUGAGAAGCUAAAGAAUAUUACCUAUGAAACGGCUGUCACGGCAAAUGAUCAUAUAUUAUCGGCCAGAAACAAAUUGGAUAAGUCAAGAGAAGAGAUUUUGUCGAUUGUUAAAUCUCAUCCAAACGAUAAAAUUCUACAAAAACAUCAAAAACGUUGGAGAAAGAGCAUUCCUGACGUUGUAUUUACCCCUUUCAUGGUAGCUAUUCCUACAACCUUGUACUUGCAGAAGUUGGAGAAAUAUGACUUCGAUAUUUUCCAUCCUAAAUUGCAACAACAAGAAUGGAGAUUAGCCUGGACCUCUUUCCGUAAUUAUUACCAAAGAAGAAUCUAA
Debaryomyces fabryi is the source of this 1167-nucleotide messenger RNA. RefSeq lists its product as uncharacterized. The transcript has a single exon. The record is from RefSeq and is a predicted model, not a curated record. The coding region runs from base 1 to 1167 and encodes 388 amino acids. NCBI's taxonomy places the organism in Eukaryota, Fungi, Ascomycota, Pichiomycetes, Serinales, Debaryomycetaceae. Gene Ontology annotation, cellular component: mitochondrion. Gene Ontology annotation, biological process: mitochondrial respiratory chain complex I assembly; biosynthetic process.